GCACCACUAGCCCUCGGUGUAGCCCACAGCACCAUCGGCUUCACACACGGGGCCUCCCUAGCAAUCCACACAGUCAUGUCGUCACACAUCCGCGUAGCGCUGGUGACCGGGGCCAACAAGGGCAUUGGCUUCGCCACCGCGCGCAACCUGUGCCGGCAGUUCUUCGGGGAUGUGGUGCUCACGGCACGGGACGAGGCGCGGGGACGGGCGGCCAUGCAGCAGCUCCAGGGCGAGGGCGUGAGUCCGCGCUUCCACCUGCUGGACGUCGACGACCUGCAGAGCAUCCGCGCCCUGCGUGAUUUCCUGCGCAAGGAGUAUGGGGGCCUGGACGUGCUGGUCAACAACGCGGGCAUUGCCCUUGAUAGCAGAGUGGUCAAUGUGUCUAGCAUAAUGAGCUUAAUAGCUCUUAAGAACUGCAGCCCAGGAAUGCAGCAGAAGCUCAGAAGUGAGACUAUCACAGAGGAGGAGCUGGUGGGGUUCAUGAACAAGUUUGUGGAAGACACAAAGAACGGGGUACACACAAAGGAGGGCUGGCCUGAUAUGAGGGCAUUCACAUAUGGAGUGUCAAAGAUGGGUGUCAUGGUCCUGUCCAGAAUCCAUGCCAGGAAACUGAGUGAGCACAGGAGGGGAGACAGGAUCCUCCUGAAUGCCUGCUGCCCUGGGUGGGUGACAACAGACAUGGGUGGACCUACAGCCAUUAAAAGCCCAGAAGAAGGAGCAGAGACUCCCGUCUACUUGGCCCUUUUGCCCUCGGAUGCUAAGGGACCUCACGGGGAGUUUGUAAUAGAGAAGAAAGUUGAACAAUGGGGACCCCCCUUUCAGUUCCCUCCAUGGUUCCCAUUAUGAUACUUCCAUGAUUUGACCAUGAGAUUACACUAUCAGCAAUGUCCUUGUCAAAGAAAAGAAAGAAAGAACCUUUAUUUGUAUCAAGUACUCACCUUGAAUUAGCUACUAUUUCUGUGAAGUCUUCUGUGAUAUAUGAGAAGGAAAAGUGGACUUAAUGACAAUAGUGAAUGAACAUCAUAGAUGAAUAAAGAGUUAUAAGUAAA
This is a messenger RNA of Leopardus geoffroyi (Geoffroy's cat), 1049 nucleotides long. RefSeq names its product carbonyl reductase [NADPH] 1-like. The record is from RefSeq and is a predicted model, not a curated record. NCBI's taxonomy places the organism in Eukaryota, Metazoa, Chordata, Mammalia, Carnivora, Felidae. Gene Ontology annotation, molecular function: carbonyl reductase (NADPH) activity. The transcript has 2 exons. Bases 76 to 846 code for a protein of 256 amino acids.